GCAUGGCCAUACAAAAUGAAGGGUUAACAUCAAGCAGAUGAGGAGGGUAGGUGAAUUCACUUUCCAAUUUCUUUUUCCUAUUCAAAAUUCCAAGAGAUUGGAAGACUCUAAGCGGCGUACUGCAUAAAUCUUGUCUUUCCAGCCAAUUAUGCUAAGUUGAUUGAAUCUUGGUUAAGGCGAUAUUCGACUUCCAUGGCUCUAAAGAUCUCUCUUGUUCAAAUACUAGCUUUAUUUUUUCCCUUUUCGGUUUUUGUUAGCCCGUUGAAUUUCAGUUAUCCGGCAGUUUUCAACUUCGGUGAUUCGAAUUCAGACACCGGCGGUCUUGCUGCAGGAUUUGCAUUUCCACUGGGAUUACCUAUGGGACAAACCUACUUCCAUGAAUCAUCUGGGCGAUUCUGCGAUGGCCGUUUGAUCAUUGAUUUUCUAAUGAAUGUGAUGGGCCAACCAUUUCUCAGUCCAUACUUGGACUCCAUUGGUGCCCCUGACUUCAGAACUGGGUGUAAUUUUGCAGCUGGAGGGGCAACUAUUCUCCCACCAACUCCAUAUUCAAUGUGCCCUUUUCCCUUUAAUUUGCAGGUAGCUCAGUUCAUCAGAUUCAAGACUCGAGUCCUUGAAUUAUUAGCGGAAGAUAAUAAAUUAAAAGACUAUCUUCCUCCGGAAGAUUAUUUCAAGGAGGGCCUUUAUAUGUUUGAUAUGGGUCAGAAUGAUCUUGAAGGAGAAUUCUAUUUCAGAUCUGAGGACCAAGUGGACCAAGUACUUGCUUUUAUUCCCAGCUUAUUGGCCCAAGUUGAGAAUGGAUUUCAGAAAUUGUACAAUGAGGGUGCAAGGAACUUCUGGGUUCAUAACACUGGUCCGCUGGGAUGUUUACCCAGACUCAUCACAACAUUUGGUAAAAAUUCAUCAGAGCUCGACCAGCUUGGGUGCGUUAAAUCACUCAAUAAUGCUGCUAUUCUUUUCAAUUCACAGCUCCGGGAUUUAUGUACCAAGUUUCAGGAAAAUUUUCCCGAAGUUAAUGUUACCUUUGUUGACAUUUUCUCCAUAAAGUUAGACCUUAUUUCAAAUUAUUCUCAGUACGGAUUCAAGGAGCCUUUGGCUGCUUGCUGCGGCUAUGGUGGGCCGCCAUUGAAUUUUGAUUCUCGAAUAGUUUGUGGGCAAACUAAGAUUCUGGAUGGGAGCACAGUGACAGCCAAAGCAUGCAGCAACACAAGUGAGUUUAUAAACUGGGAUGGCACUCACUAUACAGAAGCUGCAAACCGGCAUGCUUUUGAACAAAUACUGAAAGGAAAUUACUCUUACCCUCGCAUGUCGAUGAAUGAGCCAUUGGAAAUUCCUGUUGCCCUUCCAUCUCAGUGAACUAUAAUCAGCGUGGGCUUUUAUGGUUUUUAGCAUGAGAAAGCAGAGUAAAUUAAGUUCCAUCAUAUAACAGUUUUCCCAAAUUACCCCUACUUGCUGUGUCUUGGAAGACAGGCAGAAAGGCAAGCAGUCAUCGGUUUUGUGAAAUUUGGUUGCUCAUAAAAGUGGUCUAGUCCAUUCGACUACCUAAAUGAAUAGAAAACGCACCAACUAAUUAUUUUAUCUUGCAAUUUUUCUUGUUUGUUGAGAUUUUAUGUUGGCACUUUCCUGUCACAGAAAUGCUGACGUGAUGCUAUACCCGUGUCUUUGCAUGGAUAAUUCUUUGAAUGUUGAUAUGCAAAUGAAUUGUUGGUCAGUUCUUCUGACUGUUUCUUAUGAAUUGAUUCAUUUGGUGAAUUAUUUGUGCAAACUUAAACUCUCCUAUGCUGGAAGGAAUAAGAAUAGUCUUCUUCAA
Molecule: messenger RNA, 1807 nt
Organism: Mangifera indica (mango)
Lineage: Eukaryota; Viridiplantae; Streptophyta; Magnoliopsida; Sapindales; Anacardiaceae
Product: GDSL esterase/lipase At1g54790-like
Exons: 5
Coding region: 193-1353 (386 amino acids)
Molecular function (GO): hydrolase activity, acting on ester bonds
Source: RefSeq, a predicted model, not a curated record